ACGACACAGACUACAAUGAACUGAUGGAGAUAGCAGAAAAUGGCCUCCCAAAGAUAACCACACCUUAUCGUGUUGUUAUUGUUGGGGCUGGAUUCACUGCUGCCAAGCUGCUGCAAGAAGCUGGACAUGAGGUAACCAUAUUGGAGGCAAGUGAGCGAGUAGGACAGGUGUUGACCCAUAGGAAUGAAACAGAGGGCUGGUAUGUUGAAUUAGGGGCCAUGAGGCUUCUAUCUUUUCAUCAAAUUCUCCACGCGUUCAUCCAGCAACUGAACAUCUCAUUGAAUUACUUCAACAUGACUGACAACAACACCUAUUACCUGGUGAAUGGGAAGAAACACAAGACUUCAGAUGUGACUAAAGACCCCAGCAUCCUGGAUUACCACCUACCAUCUAAUGAGAGGAAUAAAUCAGCCCAUGAUCUGCUUCAGGAGGCAUUACAGGAGGUUCAAGACCUGCUUGAUCCAGCCUCGAGUUCUGGUGUUAAGCAAACUUCUGACCUCUGGAUCUAGGCACCUUCGAUGCUCCUGGACUUUCAAGAUUCAAGUCUCAAGUUUCCUUCUUGGAUUAACUCCUGGCUGGCAGCUUCAGGAUCGACAACUAACCGGCCCAAGUCAGCAGCAAACCCUGUCCAAUAAUCUCGCUGUGGAUGGUGCAGAUGACGGCAUUCUGCUAAUGGCAGACAGCUUGCAUCUGGAGAGAAGGCUUGAUACAGGCCUUGCAGUCAACAUUCUUCAGUACUGUGACAAUGUUUAGGGAAGGCCUGAACCCAAAGACCCAAAUACAAUUUCAAAAUUCUCUAUCUGUGGAGGUUAGGGUUAGAGUUUGGGUAUGAUUUGUCAAAGGAAUUAAACCCAUACAUUCAGACAGAUUUUCAGAAUGUGGCCUGAGAAGCUGUGCAUGAGUUACUUCUCUCACAAUGUCACUAAGUCCUCCCUGGAGAUAUUAGCAACUUUUCCCUAUAAUUUGCACUACUGUUCCCCAUAAAUACUAAAACUUUUGUAACCCAGCGUUUCAUUUUAUUUCAUUAACGCCGACAUCUACCAAGGCUGAAAUCCCUUUAUUUUAUGCAUGGUCCAACCCAUGCAUUAAUUUAGCAAUUUAUAAUACUGAGUCAUUUUGGUAGUUAUCUGUCACUGCUAGUGUAGCCAUUUCCUUCUUGCUAAUAGACUGGACACACAAGGGACACAUCCCCCAGGAGGUGUUCCAAUGCCCUGAUUGAUUUAUUUUGCUUUGAUAAUCAUCAGGAUCCUGUUUAAAGAUAAGUGCACAGAAUUCAAAGAGAUCUCAAAUAAAUACAUGGAUCCAGAUUUUCUGCUGCUUUGCCAAUUGGGGGUUUUCAUUGAUGUCACUGAAGUUGCAGCCUCACUUCCAGUCCACCAUCUUGGGUGUCUUGUGGUCAUCAACAAGAUGGAUCCAUAUUUUAGUUUGUUUAGCGCAAAUCCGGACGAUGGGCUGCACAUAAUUUUUAGUAUGCAACUGUUUUUCAUAGCCACAACUUAGGCUAAAGUCCAUGGUAAGUUCAAUAUUGCCGUUUAUAGGAUAACUACAUAAUAUGGUAUAUAUUACUAGAUAAUACAUUUACAGUAUAACAGUAAAGGUAAAAUGCAGUCUACAUUGUCAGCACCUGAAGUCCUGAUAACUCUUGAUCUGUGGGAGCUUCUGGAAGCAGGAACUCAGGUGUGCUUGCUAGUCAAACGCCUGACCAUCACUACGCCACCUUCCAGUACCUAAGAUGU
Molecule: messenger RNA, 1736 nt
Organism: Girardinichthys multiradiatus
Lineage: Eukaryota; Metazoa; Chordata; Actinopteri; Cyprinodontiformes; Goodeidae
Product: L-amino-acid oxidase-like
Exons: 4
Coding region: 24-509 (161 amino acids)
Molecular function (GO): oxidoreductase activity
Source: RefSeq, a predicted model, not a curated record